Plectropomus leopardus (leopard coralgrouper) is the source of this 4812-nucleotide messenger RNA. RefSeq names its product anoctamin-4-like. The record is from RefSeq and is a predicted model, not a curated record. Gene Ontology annotation, biological process: chloride transmembrane transport. Gene Ontology annotation, molecular function: intracellularly calcium-gated chloride channel activity; protein dimerization activity. Gene Ontology annotation, cellular component: plasma membrane. NCBI's taxonomy places the organism in Eukaryota, Metazoa, Chordata, Actinopteri, Perciformes, Serranidae.
CCGGUGCAGGCGGACUGCUUAUGAAAUAAACAGCGCUUGGAUGCUAGUGCAGUGGGUGGAGUUUUGGGAUGCUUUAGGUACAGUACAAGUCGUUGCCUCCAUACGCCGAAGCCAUGCGUAAUAACUGUGACCACCGCCGGUGAGGAGGAUGCUGGAGCAUGAGGCAGGAGCUGACAUGCGACUGGUCCGUCAGAUGAGCGCAGGCAUGAAGAUCCAGGCCGGGGGGGAGCACAUGGGCUGCAGCAGGGUCGGAGAAAAUCAGGAGGUCAUCUGUUUACAAUGUCAAGAAGAGGUGGUGCGGGUUUGUCCGGGGAGUCCGCGCAGUCCUCGCCGCGCCAUCGCGACGCGCCUGUCCUCCGGAUCCGCAGACCGUGAGCCCAGCAGUAGCAGCUACAAUGCCUCUUCAGGGACCUUCUACAGCUGUGUCAGUCAAAUCACCAUCGGGUUUGACCUCGGGGGUCAAGUGGCCAUCGGCUUCUCUCACUGGAAGAGUCCUUUCCCAGCGAGCAGCCAGAAUCUCCCCAGUCCUGACUGCGUUCACUCUGAGGCUUCGGCCGUCCCGCCCAUCAGUGAGCACCUGGAGCCAGUGUCCUGCCCCGCAUCGCUGUCAAUCACCCCGCUGCCCACCUCCGCCAGUCAGGAGACGCUCUGCGACAGCAGCACAAGUGUGAGUUUAUCUCUACAUGGGUCUGAGCCCCAGCGGCGGCGCCCCCACCGACGCAGAGUCCUGCUGCAGCCCGCAGCCUCAGGCUACCAGGCAGCGGACAGACCUCUCGUCUUUCCCUCCUCUGGGAAGGCAGACAUCAUGGAGGAGUCCUCGUCUAAAGCCACGGACUCCAGCACUCAGGAUGAUGUGCCUCCCCUCGCUGUAAAGGAUGUUAAUGUGCUGCUUGAGAGAGAAAGGUCGGAGGGCAUCAGCAGCCCCUCAAGAGAUGACGAUUCCACGCUAUUGAACCCGGGAACCAACAGCAGCAUCCUUGAAGACAACACAAAGUCUGAUUCAGGCCUCCCAGAGGGGAGAAGUAAGUCCAGCGGCCUUUGCUUCAGCGAUGGAAAGAGUCGCAUUGACUACAUCCUGGUUUACAGGAAGUCCAGCUCGCAGUCAGAGAAGAGGGAAAUAUUUGAGCGGAACAUCCGUGCAGAGGGCUUACAGAUGGAAAAGGAGGCCUCUAUAACAAAUAGUGAUGUGAUUUUUCUGAAGCUACACGCACCGUGGGAUGUUCUCUGUCGCUACGCAGAGCUAAUGAACAUCCGCAUGCCUUUUAGGAGGAAAAUCUUUUACAUGCAUCGACGGCACAAGUUCAUGAGCAGGAUGGAAAAGCGAAUCAACAAGUUUCGUGGCUGGCUUCCCCGCAAGCCCAUGAAGUUUGACAACGACACUCUGCCCGACCUUGAGGAGAAUGAGAGCUUUACCGCCCCCUUCUGUAGAUCAAGGAUACAUCAUUUCAUCAUCCACAACAAAGACACGUUUUUCAACAAUGCCACCAGAAGUCGCAUCGUCCACCACAUCCUCCAGCGGGUCAAAUAUGAGGAGGGUAAAAAUAAAAUGGGGCUUAAUCGUCUGUUGAGCAAUAGUUCAUACGAAGCGGCUUUUCCUCUUCAUGAGGGGAGCUAUCACAGCAAAAACUCCAUCAGAACUCACGGAGCUGAAAACCAUCGACACCUGCUGUAUGAGUGUUGGGCCUGGUGGGGGGUUUGGUACAAGUACCAACCGCUGGACCUCAUCAGGAGGUAUUUUGGGGAGAAAAUCGGUCUGUACUUUGCCUGGCUCGGCUGGUACACAGGGAUGUUGUUUCCUGCAGCUCUGGUCGGCCUCUUUGUAUUCCUUUAUGGCCUCUUCACUCUGGAGCACUGCCAGGUCAGUAAAGAAAUCUGCCAGGCCACCGACAUCAUCAUGUGCCCCAUCUGUGACCAGUACUGCCCCUACCUGAGACUGUCAGACAGCUGCAUCUACGCCAAGGUCACUCAUCUCUUUGACAACGGGGCAACUGUUUUCUUUGCUGUAUUCAUGGCUGUUUGGGCAACAGUCUUCUUGGAGUUCUGGAAAAGGCGCAGAGCUGUCCUCGCAUAUGACUGGGACCUCAUUGACUGGGAGGAAGAGGAGGAGGAAAUACGCCCCCAGUUUGAGGCCAAAUACUCCAAGAAGGAGAGGAUGAACCCCAUAUCUGGAAAGCCUGAGCCUUACCAGGCCUUCACUGACAAAUACAGUCGCCUCAUCGUCUCAACAUCUGGGAUCUUUUUUAUGAUACUGGUGGUGAUCGCCGCCGUGUUUGGCAUUGUCAUUUACCGCGUGAUCACCGUCAGCACCUUCGCCGCCUUCGGCUGGGCUCUCAUUAGGAAUAACUCUCAGGUGGCCACCACAGGAACGGCAGUCUGCAUUAACUUCUGCAUGAUCAUGCUCCUCAACGUGCUCUAUGAAAAAGUUGCUCUUCUUCUCACUAAUUUAGAACAGCCAAGGACAGAAUCAGAGUGGGAGAACAGCUUUACCCUCAAGAUGUUCCUUUUUCAGUUCGUCAACCUCAACAGUUCGACUUUCUACAUUGCCUUCUUCCUGGGGAGAUUUACAGGCCGGCCUGGUGCAUAUCUACGCCUCAUCAACCGCUGGAAACUGGAAGAAUGCCACCCCAGUGGCUGUCUCAUUGACCUCUGUAUGCAAAUGGGGAUCAUCAUGGUGCUAAAACAGACAUGGAACAAUUUCAUGGAGCUCGGCUACCCGCUGAUCCAGAACUGGUGGACACGGCGGCGACUGAGGAGAGAGCACGGACAGAAAGCCAAGGCCAGCUUUCCACAGUGGGAGAGAGAUUACAACUUACAGCCAAUGAAUGCCUAUGGACUCUUUGAUGAAUACUUAGAAAUGAUUCUGCAGUUUGGCUUCACCACCAUCUUUGUGGCAGCCUUCCCUCUGGCCCCUCUCUUAGCGCUGCUCAACAACGUCAUCGAGAUUCGUUUAGACGCCUACAAGUUCGUCACACAAUGGCGGCGACCUCUGCCCUCACAAGCCAAAGACAUAGGAAUCUGGUAUGGCAUUCUGGAGGGCAUCGGCAUCUUGGCUGUCAUCACAAACGCCUUUGUUAUCGCUGUUACCUCAGACUUUAUCCCUCGCCUUGUUUACGCUUAUAAGUAUGGACCUUGUGCUGGUCAGGGUCGAGCAGGGGAGGGGUGUAUGAUGGGUUACGUCAACGCCAGUCUCUCAGUUUUUCGGGUGUCUGACUUUGAAAGGAGGUCACAGUCAAAGACUAAUGGCUCUGAGCUGUUUGGAGAAGCUGUUAAGUAUUGCAGGUAUCGUGACUACAGGGAGCCUCCAGACUCUGCUGAACCGUACUCAUACACUCUGCAGUUCUGGCACGUCCUGGCAGCGCGGCUAGCAUUCAUCAUUGUGUUUGAGCAUAUGGUGUUUGCCAUCAAGACCCUGAUCGCAUAUCUGAUCCCUGACCUCCCCAAGGACCUGCGGGACAGAAUGCGCAGAGAGAAAUACCUGAUCCAGGAGAUGAUGUACGAGGCUGAACUGGAGAGACUGCAGAAGGAGAAAAACGAGAAGAAGAAAAAAGAAAGGGCCCAUCACAAAGAAUGGCCCUGAAUGCACCAUCUGGUAUACAGAAACAGUUUUCACUGCACAUUGGAGGACAGAGACGAGCGCCGGGUUUCCUGCAUGAUACUGGACCCUCAUACCUUCCUCCUGCCAUGUCAGACCAGCACCUCCUACUGGACAGCUGAUGAACUGCAUCCAGCGGGGCCACACAGGGCCCAUGAAUCUGCAUACAUAACGGAUGUCCUCUUGAACAUUUGGCAGGGGGGGUUUGCUACAUUUUUUUUCUCCAGAUAAGUUUCUACCACAUUGGACUCUCAACAGUGUAUGUCUUCAGAUCCUGAAUGUAGAUUUCAAACAAAACUAAACUUUUCCAGAGUUCUUGUUUUAGUCAAAGGAAAUAACGCCGAGCUUACUGAAUGACAAACCCUGUUUACAUUUCUCCUUGUACGAGGAGUUCACAUAUUGCUUUAUUGUAAAUGGGGAUAUUUAAAUGAAUGUCAGGCCAUUUGCUCUGCUAUAGUGUAGCGCAAUUAAUAUAGAGUGCAAUUUCUAAAGAAAUUGCGGUGGGAUUGCUGGUGGCUGAAAAUCUGAAAGUCGGGAGCUAAACUAAAUUGCUUGAAAAGCUGAACGCUGGACUGCAUUGCUUUGUGUGUAGCAGGGAGCUGAACAGCAUCACUUAAAUGGCUGGGAGCAAACUGCAUUGCUGGCUUAACCUUUUAUGAAGAAGCAUCUGAAUGAUUUUGAAGAGUUAGAAUAAUAGAAUAAUAAAAGAACAAAAUAUAGUGCGAGCAUUGAAAGGUGUUGAAAUGAGAGAUAUAGUGUGAGGACUUAUAUGAUCUCAAGUGUACAGAGAAAAGAGCGAAGAUGUCAUUCAAGUAUGUUAGUUGGAAUAAGGAUAUUCAUCAGCUGAGAUCUAAAUGCCAUAAGCACUACAAUAAAUUGUGGAAGAAAAAGUCAAAUAUUUUAUUUUGAAAAUCUUUUGCACUUACGAAGCCUGCCAUGAGCUCCUGUGACCCUUUGGGGCUUUUAUUUUGAAAAUCAUUCAGCUGACUUAGGGCCCCCCCAGUAAACUCUUGUUUCCAUUUAGGGCUUUUGUUUUGAAAUCUUUAAGUAUACUUUAAGGCCGGGGCCCCAUUAAACUUAUAUUUCCAAUUGGGGCCUUUAUUUUGGAAAUCUAUCAGCCUACUUAAGGGCCCCCCAGUAAUGUUGUUUGCCCUUGAGAAAAAUGUUUUUGGUUGCCUCAGCCACCAUGUGAAUGUGUGUGUGAAUGGGUGAAUGUGACA